GCACAAACGUACACAACCGAAUGGUUGGUGUCUGCGUGCAUUCCAUUCCAGCUAUCAGCCAGAGCAGUGGAACAGCUUCAUCUAGACGGUACGAUAGAAGGGAGAGACAAAUAAAAAAAAAACCCCGAACCCAGUGAAGAAGCCUUUGGCAAGCCGUGGCAAUUGACAAGAUCGAGAUCUUCAUCGAGAUCGUGGCACAGCGCUUGUGAAUGAGUCAUUGUAUCGCGCCACAGUUUCGGUGUUUUGUGCUUUAGCUAGCUGGAGGAUAUUGAAGUUACUAAACGAUUGAACGAUCAGUGCGUGUGGAUUGAAUACAAGUGUUGUUUAGUGAAAGCUAAAACGAUGACAGCCCGUUGCUCAAGAAGGGUCAUGCUGCCCGUACUAAUAUUGGCCGCUUGGUCUAUUCCUUCCGCAUUUGCGUGCGAUCAUGCGUGCGGUCGGUAUGAGUAUUGUGACGAGAAUAGCAAUACCUGCCGCAACUGUAGUUUGCUGUGUGAAAAAGACGAGUACACCUGUUUUCACAAGUGCCAAAAUUUCCUGUUCAAGUCGCUCCGACAAAAUGUCUCGACACUGCAGUCGAGUAUGCUCACGAUGAGGACAAUACUUCUGGUGGUUGGUGUUGCAUCCGCUUGUUUGGUUUGUGCCGCUAUCGUAGUGUUGGCUCUCAAGUACUACACCAGCAUACAGGAGAAAUGCCAUUGGCGCUUACAAAACAAACCCACUGCCCCGGUGGGCUAUACGCACGAGAAUCCCAACACCAAGAGCCCCAAGGUGAUGCCGAAGAAUGGUGCAAACGUAGCAAAGCAAUCGUCAACCACGGUUAGCAUCUAUCCCGAAACGGAGGCAGACAACUCGGUACAGACCGGUACGACGUCGAUCAGCCAUCGCCAUCCGGCAGAAGAUUCGACCGAAAGCUACUCGUACGAUAAUGCUGCCUGUAACGUAACACCAACCAGCAACAAUCCGAUGCCUAAGUUUUAAGACUUUCAUUCGUUGCGUGCCAGAAUGCACGAAACGACCCCAUUACUCACCUUGGUUGGUACUUAAGCGGGUUUCUUGUCCCCGCGAUUAGAUCGAUCAAACGUCCUACAGUCUAAUCAUGCGAGAAGAGUGAUUGCAUACUGUUAGGCGUAGUUAAUGUGAGCGAAUACUACACUUGAAUCUCUAAUCUUGACUUAAGAUUUGAUUUUAUUAUUUUCUACAGAAAACAUUCUACCACAUCUUUACGAAGGGUGGUAUUCUAGUCUAGCUGUGAAUUUCUUUAAGUGCAACUUCAUUUUCACAUUUCACGAUUUUAUCCCGUUUUGAUGCAAUAGCUUUGCGUUAUGUGCGUGUAGCGUGCCGGAGAAGGAAGUGUUUCGUUUUAGAUGUAUGCAAAGGCCAUGCCUUGAUAUCAGAUAUUACCCUGAGGUAAAGAUUUAGCAGUGGAAUUUAAAAGAAUCGUACUAUUAGAAUUAAGAUUUCGCCAACUCACAGGCACACUAAAUGUGUGAGAAAAAAAAGGAAAGGACACGUCCGUACUUAAGCUUAGGAAGAUAUAGGAACGAUAAACACAAACACAAAUUUAAAAGAUUUGAGUGUUUUUUAUCAGUAUAUCAGUAUUGUAGUGCCACAGUUUUUUUUUCUCGGUUUAUCACCAACUCUAUCUAGCGUACGAGUUUAUUCGCUGUCACGCAUCUAUUUGCAUCAGUUUCACUCGGGCGCACUGCUAAGGCGCAAAACAAAAAAACACUGGAAAUACCUUCCUUUUAUUCUCCCGUGAAAACGUGUCUAAAACUUUGGAUCCGCUUCCAAACGUUUCUAUCAACACUAGCUCACUGAAGGGAUGUGUACUAGAAAUUUCACUUAAGUGUGUGACUUGUUUCGAUUUGCAUAGCUUCUCGUUACGAGCGCAUCCGCUUUUACGUUUGUUUAAAGAAAGAGGAAAAUAUAAAUGUAAAACAUUACGAUAAA
Molecule: messenger RNA, 1953 nt
Organism: Anopheles funestus (African malaria mosquito)
Lineage: Eukaryota; Metazoa; Arthropoda; Insecta; Diptera; Culicidae
Exons: 3
Coding region: 343-981 (212 amino acids)
Source: RefSeq, a predicted model, not a curated record